GGGGUAUCUGGCCUCAUUCUUCCUGCACAGUUUUCGUUUCUUGAUUUCGUUUCUUCGGCACUCCCGUGGUUCGGAGGGACGAGAGCGGACUGCUGACGUCUCGCGAGGCGGUACCUUGGGUCUCAUCUGGCUGUGAGCAAUAAGCCGUGAUGGUCUCUUGGUCAGGUGUCCGUGAUUUGUCCAUGGCGUCUCGUGUUCCUGAGUCCUCUCGUCGUUCUAUUUCGACCGUAUGGCUUCACUGGUCGUUUGGUUGAGGUGACCGUCGAGUCGUCAGUGACCGUGACGUCGUUUACUUCCCGUCGUUUUGAGACUCGUGAAACUCGGUUCUCGGAGACAAGCCGGAAACUACUACGUCCUCGACUAUUACGUCUCCCGUAUGGGUCGUCGACUAUUACGAGGGCUUGUCACCUGUUAUGCCCUGGGGUCGCUAUUUUUUAUUUAUUUCCGUACACGCUCGUUCGAAGCUGUUGGAGGUUGAGAGACCGUUUCGCAUCAACGAGAUGAGACUCCGAUGUUACCGUUAAAGAGUUGUCGCUUGGUUGCGUGAUACCGUCGAGAAGAGCUGCCGGUUCGUUACAAUGAGUGAUACGCUGAGCAUUCCGAGCUCUACGCUUGAUGAGGAAGGUCGUCGGUUCGCUGAGCUAUAUUCCGAGCCAUACGUGUUCGAAGUCGAGUGCCUUUACUUAGCCCUGUGGUGGAAGGUUACGGUAGAAAAUUGUGUUAAUUGUUCUAUAUAUACGGUAGACGCUGGUAUAUAUAGGACGUGUAUAAAUCUAUUCGAUGUAUCCGCCUGUGGAGCGUCAGGUUAUAUGAUGUACGGACGAUGUAUAUUUCCCUGCCUAUGCUUCGAUUGCAAGAUAUAUAUGCUUCCUGUAUAUGCAGGUCGCCAAAAGCUGGACUAGUCGGCGCCCCCUUGCGGGGUCAAUUGUUUUUCCUGCGUUCUUUCGUUCCGGAUUGUAUGAGCUAAGCAGGAUAAAACAGGAUCUCCAGGAAAGCUAGUUGUGUGGGGAGUUGAUUGAAAACAAGGAAAGUCGUCGCGUGCAUGUCAGUGUCCAUUUCUGCAAGUCUGAAGAGAAGCGAAGUUGUAGGGCGGUGUGGAUUGCUGGCUCUUGUUCUGCCGUCGCAUCCGUUCCUGUGCUUUACAGGAUUCGACUUCGGACAUCCUUCCGCGGUUUACUUACAAGAGCGGGCAACUUUGUAGCAGGUCCCUUGGUUUCCGUGUUUCGUUUCCGGUCCUCCUCUGACAAGAGUGCACCUUCCCAACCUCAUCUUCCAUAGGGGCUCUGGAACUUCCUCCUUUGCUGUCCAGCCUUCGCGUCUCGCCCGCUUCCUCGCCGGCUUGCCCCCCUCCCUCCCAUCCCCUUCGGGGGCUCUGGGACAUUCAUUCUCCUCCGCCUCUCCCCCCCGGAGUUUGUUCUGACUGGCUGUGAUUGCCCUAACAGCAGCGCAACAGGAGGUCCCUGGGGUAUCUUCUGUCAGCCAACGUCGUUCACUCCGAGUGUUGUGGUUGCUCACAGAAGUUUUGGCAUGUCCGCUCCGCUCAUCCUUGUCCAGUCUGCCAAACGUCCGCUAUGCGCAACCUAGUCCAGCUUGCCUAACCUAGUCCGCUCUGCCUCGCUCUUAAUUCUCCGUACUGCGUUUUGGAUUCGUGUCGACUCUCGUGUCGUCUCGCUGCUUCGGCUUGUCCUCCCCUCCCCCCUCCCCCAUCCCCUUCGGGGGCUCUGGGGCCUCAAUUUUUUUUCCGUAUGGUCCCGUUGUAGAUGCUUUGUUGCCCUGCCAGCAGCACAGCAGGCUGAACUCCCGCUCGUCGUACGUCGCGAACAAGUCUGAGCCUCGGAAUGGGCUGAAGAACCCGACGGGUAGCUGUAGUCGAGAUUCGCUGUCGCUUCUCAUGAAUUCCUGUCCUUUUUCCUCCUUGACUGUCUCCCGUCCUGCGCCCGAAUCAAGUUUCCUCCGUUGUAGGGGUCAAGGUUGCCGGUGUCUCCCCUCCCCUCCCCAUCCCCUUCGGGGGCUCUGGGGUUUCAGUUUCGUUUCUCCUUCCUGUAGUCUGUUCCCUGCCAGCAGCAGACAGCUCCAGAAAGACUUCCGAGUAGCCUUCCGAGUCAGCAGCAUAUGGUGUCCAGCCGACGGAACGAUCGGGUAGCUGUAGCUGGAAAACCUUAUCGUGUAUAACCUCCACUCCCUUCGUUCCUCUUGUGUCGACUGAUCUUUCACCGUCUAGGCACCCGAUUAGGCUUCUUCGCUUGCUAUUCGUCGGUGUCCGGCUUGCUGCCUCGUUCCCCUCCUUCCCCAUCCCCCUGGGGGGCUCUGGGGUUUCAGUUCCCCCCCUCCUCUGCCCCUCUAGUCCCUUUGUUGGCUGUGUUUGCCCUGCCAGCAGCACAGCAGGUUGUGGUUGAGUAGCUCUCUAACUACAUCGGUCUUACGGCCAGCUCCGGCUGCUCAGAAACUGACUGCUGACUGCUCAAGAAAGGGACACGGAAUGGUGUGGUCGAUUGUAUGUACCAGCCUGGCGUUACUCCAUUUUAACUACCGUUUUCUCCUUAACCCUUCCUACGUUGCGUUGCGUUAGACCAUUCUCUGGUUGACCCUGCGCGUCGGUGUAGGCGUUCCCUGCUUCCCCCCCUCCCCACCCCAUCCCCGUUGGGGGCUCUGGGGCUAAAAACUCCUGUUUCCUCCGCAGUCCCGCCCUCUUUGCUGUGGUUGCCCUGCCAGCAGCACAGCAGGUUCUCACACGCAAGCAUGUGUCAGCCCCAGAUUCGCCAAGCAGUCACGGAUUGAACGACUGGGUACCUGUAGUUGCGAAGCUUACACUAUACUUUUAAGUCUCUCUUUCCUAGCGUGUUGCGUCCCUAGCGCAGUCUCAGGCGUAGUCUCGGUGUUGUAGGCUCGGUCUGGUUCCCCUCCCCUCCCCUCCCCUCUCCUCCCCAUCCCCUCCGGGGGCUCUGGGGUUUCAGUUCCCCUCUCCCUCCUCCCUUGUCCCUGCCGCUAGUAACCUACGCAUCCUUACAGGUACUUCGACAGCAGCACACGCUGAGGGCUCUGCGUCCAAGUAACGCAACCCUGUUAGGUACCCCACAGACCGGUGGUUCAUUCGAUUGGUUCAUUCGAAUUGUUUCCCAUCUGUAAAACUGGUGGUCGCUCCGUUGGUCCCUAGCCCGUGUCGCUAUCCGUAUCCGUUUUGAGCCGGCUCUUUUCUUAUCUUGCAGUGCACCUGUGGUCUUCCUGGUUGGCGUUCCUCCUCCCCUCCCCUCCUCCCUGGGGCCCCCUGGCCCCAUAACCUGUCUCUCUCCUUCCUCCUAGCCACACUCCGUCCGUCCCCACAGGCUGCUUGCCUGCACGUCCCGCUUCGGUCGUCCUAUCCGUCUGCAUGUGCUCCCGCCGCGUUUGCUCCCUGCCAAGGUUCCUGCGCCUCCCGUCCAAUCCCGCAGUGCUUCAGACCUCGGUGCUUCGGCCUUGCGUCCCUCAGUCCUAUUUUCGUGCCUCUUCGCCUCCUUGCCUCUUCCAGCGUUACUUUCGGUU
Molecule: messenger RNA, 3519 nt
Organism: Closterium sp. NIES-67
Lineage: Eukaryota; Viridiplantae; Streptophyta; Zygnematophyceae; Desmidiales; Closteriaceae
Source: the annotation of a GenBank genome assembly